GCAGUCUAUUAUAUAUGUCUAUGAGUCAAAGGCAGGGCCAGAGCGUUUCGAACGUUUGAGUUAGGACGAGUUUUGUUGAGGAAGAUGGGUAUACCACGACAUGCUCAGUUCAUUGCCCGAACUGUAAUGGUCCAAAAUAAUGACGUAGAAAAAGCUUGUAGAUUAUUGAAUAACAUAUUGGGCAGAGAACAAAUUUUUGAACAAUUCAGACGCACUAGAUACUAUGAGAAACCCACACAGACAAGACGUAGGGUAAAUUAUGAAAAAUGUAAGGCUAUUUAUGACGAGGAUAUGAAUAGAAAAAUUAAAUUCAUUUUAAGAACAAACAGAGAAGAUCCAUAUCCUGGAUGCUCUUAAAUUAGACCUUAUUAAGUUUUUGUUGAUAUUUGCUUCAUGUCAAAUUGUUAUCUGCAAUUCCAUAUGUAUGCAAAUAAUAUUGUAAUGAAUUUAUAGUUUUACAGAUAAUUCUGUACAAAAGAUGGGUAAAAUAAAGUAUGAUCUAUGAUAUAUA
Messenger RNA from Dufourea novaeangliae, 511 nucleotides. RefSeq names its product 28S ribosomal protein S21, mitochondrial (gene mRpS21). The transcript has 2 exons. Gene Ontology annotation, molecular function: structural constituent of ribosome. Gene Ontology annotation, biological process: translation. The record is from RefSeq and is a predicted model, not a curated record. Bases 85 to 357 code for a protein of 90 amino acids. Gene Ontology annotation, cellular component: ribosome. Lineage: Eukaryota; Metazoa; Arthropoda; Insecta; Hymenoptera; Halictidae.